Acinonyx jubatus (cheetah) is the source of this 748-nucleotide messenger RNA. RefSeq names its product transmembrane protein 18 (gene TMEM18). Gene Ontology annotation, cellular component: nuclear membrane. NCBI's taxonomy places the organism in Eukaryota, Metazoa, Chordata, Mammalia, Carnivora, Felidae. The record is from RefSeq and is a predicted model, not a curated record. The transcript is spliced from 5 exons. Bases 16 to 555 code for a protein of 179 amino acids.
CGCCGACGACACCGGAUGGGGUGGGGGCGGGGCCUGGUGGUGGGAGGACCGAUCCUGGGCGGGGCCUGGUGGUGGGCGGGACGUUUCGGGGCGGGGCCUGGCGAGGACCCUUGGGCGGCCCUGGGCUCUAGGUGUGGACGCACCGCGGGUAGAGGUGGUGGGGGGACCGCUCCCCCAGCGCAGUGGGAGCUCCAGCAGACGGACUGGGCGGAGCCGUGGCUCCUGGGGCUGGCCGUCUUCCACGUGCUGUGUCUGCUGCUCACGUGUCUCUCAGCCCAGAGGUAUAAACUACAGGUCGGGCAUUUCCUGUGCUUAGUGAUUCUAGUUUAUUGUGCCGAGUACAUCAACGAAGUAGCAGCAAUGAACUGGAGGUCAUUUUCAAAAUACCAGUAUUUCGAUUCACGGGGGAUGUUCAUUUCUCUAGUGUUUUCAGCACCGCUGCUGCUCAAUGCCAUGAUCAUUGUGAUUAUGUGGGUCCGAAAGACUUUGAACGUAAUGACUGACCUGAAAACGUUACAGGAGAAGAGAAGAGGAAGGAAGAGAAAAGAAGAAUAACACUGGAACAGUUGUGUUGGUUUUCUUAUGGACGUUGUUUUCCUCUGUUGUUGAGUCAAGGGUUAAAGUGUGCAUCAGAGGCGUCCUUACUCGGCCACUCACGUUUGUGCAGAGGGUUCUUUUAUCGUGACAUCCGUGUUGUAGGACACACUUUAAAACUGGUUUUUAAAAUAAACACUAGUCUCCUGUUCCA